AUGCUGCUGCGGGUGCGCGCUGCCGUGGCGCAGCUGGCGGCGGGGCUGGGAGCGCAGCCCCCCGCAGAACCCCGGGGCGCCGGGGCCGGCCGGGGAUCGCCGCCGCCGGCCGCGUUCUGCCGGCCGGCCUUCCUGCAGCUGACUCCCGAGGAGCUGCGCCGCGCCGAUGACCACACGGGGCGGGCGGUGCAGAGCCCCCGGGACGGCCGCGGCCGCCUGCCCUGGAGCACGGGCUACGCAGAGGUGAUAAAUGCAGGGAAGAGCCAGCACAACGAGGACCAGGCAUGCUGUGAGGUGGUGUUUGUGGAGCAGAGGCCCAGCCCAAGGGGCUGGCUGUCAUCCAGGGAAGGCAGCGGGGAGCUGGAUGGGGGCAGGAAAGGUUUUUAUUUCCACUACUGGGCCUUGUUUGAUGGCCAUGCGGGCAGCGGUGCUGCUGUCAUGGCAUCUGAGAGGCUCCACCUGCACAUCUGUGAGCAGCUCCGGGACCUGGUGGAGAUCCUGCAGGACCCCUCCCCACCUCCCAUCUGCCUCCUGCACGAUGCAAAGACCGGUUCUGCAGAUCCAAACCAGGUGUCCUGCACAGAGGACCAUGGGGAGGUCCCAAACGAUGCUGUGCCACGGUUUCACCUGGAGAAAGCAGUGUCCCAUGAGAGCCUGGUGAUCGGUGCUAUUGAGAAUGCCUUUAAGCACAUGGACGACCAGAUUGAGCGGGAGCGGGCGUCCCAGCACCUUGCUGGGGGGUGCUGUGCCCUGGCUGCCAUCUACCUCAUGGGCAAGUUCUACGUGGCCAACGCUGGUGACAGCAGGGCCAUUAUCAUCCGUAAUGGGGAAAUCAUUCCAAUGUCCAGGGAGUUUACUCCAGAGACAGAGAGGCAGAGGCUGCAGUUUUUAGCAUUGCUAAGGCCCGAGCUGCUGGGGAAGGAGUUCACCCACCUGGAGUUCCCCCGCAGGGUCCAGCCCAAGGAGCUGGGGAAGAAGAUGCUCUACAGAGACCAGAACAUGAACGGCUGGGCUUACAAAAAGAUAGAAGAGGAUGACUUGAAGUUUCCACUUAUCUUUGGGGAAGGCAAAAAGGCUCGGAUGAUGGCCACAAUUGGGGUCACGAGAGGCCUGGGAGACCAUGACCUCAAGGUGUUCAGCUCCAACAUCCACAUCAAGCCUUUCCUGUCCUGCUUCCCAGAGGUCAGGGUUUAUGACCUCACGCAGUAUGAGCACUGCCCUGACGAUGUCCUGGUGCUGGGCACCGACGGGCUCUGGGAUGUCACCAAUGACGAGGAGGUGGCUGGUGUGGUGAUGGAGGUACUGACGAGCUACGAGCCCAAUGACCCGUGCAGGUACACCAUGGUGGCCCAGGAGCUGGUGGUGCGGUCACGGGGGGUACUGAAGGAGCGGGGCUGGCGGCUGGCCAACGACAAGCUGGGCUCUGGUGACGACAUUUCUGUUUUUGUGAUCCCCCUGGGUGGCCCCGGCAACUACACAUGA
Messenger RNA from Cinclus cinclus, 1482 nucleotides. RefSeq names its product protein phosphatase, Mg2+/Mn2+ dependent 1J (gene PPM1J). NCBI's taxonomy places the organism in Eukaryota, Metazoa, Chordata, Aves, Passeriformes, Cinclidae. Gene Ontology annotation, molecular function: protein serine/threonine phosphatase activity. Bases 1 to 1482 code for a protein of 493 amino acids. The transcript is spliced from 10 exons. The record is from RefSeq and is a predicted model, not a curated record. Gene Ontology annotation, biological process: protein dephosphorylation.